AUGUCGUACGGCGACGAGGAUUGCGGAGAGGAGACAGCGAAUAUCGGUCUCUGGACGGUAAUAGACAAUGUGAAUGACAGGCUCGCCAACUUGGAACGAAUGCUGGAGGAUUUCGUCAACAACCAGACCGGCCACAGCUCGAACGACUCCCCAUCGACUUCCUCGGGGGGCCGGACGCUCUCGGCUCCUCGCGACAGCCAACUGGUCUGGCGAGACUUGGAUUACGAGGGCGAUUCCUCCUUCAGUGCCCAUUUGAAGGACAUCACUCAAGUCAUCGAGACCGGGUUGAAGACUUCGUCCGAUGCCGACUCGAUCGCAGACAUUGCGGCCGUGGUUGCAACACUGAGGAGCGUCCUGAACGAAAAGCCCUCGUCCUUUGACACAUCAGCGCCACUCCAGAAUACCGUGAGAGAUGUGGUCGACUAUCCCGAGCUGAAAGACUUGACGCUGCCUCCUAUGACGACCGUCCUCAGCCUCUUGAGAUAUGCGAAGACACAUCCUCUGAAAUAUCUAAACGACGUUCCGAAUCUGACCCUGCCAUACCUCACCUCGCUGUGUCAGAAGGUCUAUUUCCCGGCCGAAGAGUUCACUAUCGCCACUUUCAUCACUGUACAUGUGUGCCUCUUGAACCUGUUCAGAGAGCUGUGUCAGUCCGAACUUCGAGAUCUGGACCUGUCAGGCGCCGAGCGGGAUCGCAUUGUGGCCAUCUGUCUGAAGAAUGCCGAGGCUGCCAUUCGGAAUUUGAGACUAUAUAUGCAGCCAACCUACGAGAACAUUGAAGCCUUGGUACAAGGGUCUACCUUAGCCAUGGACUUAUCACAGGCAUCCCUCGCGUGGACACUAAUCACCUCAGCAGGGCGAAUGGCUCUGGAUGCCGGCUACCACCGUCUACCGCCCUAUUCGGUGGCCCCCGAAGCGACCGAGAAACGGCGCCUCUUUUGGUUUCUGUACUGCGUGGAACGAGGCAUGGCGCUCAAUCUCGGACGCACACCCUCCAUGCCAGACUAUGACAUCCUAACCGACCGACCGAAGUUCCCGGAGGAAGUCCACGGCGUAUGGGGAGCCAUGUUCAACAGCUGGUUCGACUUUGCCAAAGUCCAAGGCGACAUCUAUGAUCAACUCUACAGUGCACAGGGGCAGAAACAAUCCGUGGAAGUCAAGGCCGAGCUCGCGCGGAAGUUGGCUGCCCGGCUCCAAGAGGUCCAGAAGAGCUUCACAUUCGACGACGAUCAGCUGGCCGACGAGCCAUUCGGCUCUUUCCUCAAGGAAGGUUUGCUAUCCAUCGAGAUCGUGCAGUAUUCCACCCUGUGUCUCGUCUACCGCAUGAUCCCACCCGCACCGUCAGCGACAGCGACACCAGUCCAUCCGCUCAAAUUCUGCGACGAGGCCAUCGAGACAGCGCGGAAAGCAUUAAACACGCAUAACAGGGCGUGGAGCAUCCUGCACACGCGUUCCAAGGAGGAAUGGCGCAUGUUUAUCCACUGGACGCUCCUUUGGUGCCCCUUCAUCCCGUACAUCGUGCUGGUCGGCACCGUCAUCGCGGACCGCAACGUCGACGACCUCCGACUGCUCGAAAAGUGCGUCGACACCCUGCACAGCGCGGCCCAGCUGUCCGCCAGCGUGAGCAAGCUGUACCGCGCAUGCCGGAUCUUCUACCAGAUCGCAAAGACCUACAUGAGCCGUCCGGCCGAGAGCCGUCCACCUGUGCCCGACGCGCGAGCCUCUGCGAUUGUCCCCUCAAACACGUCCCCGCAGGCUCAAUACACGACGACGUACGCACCAGACCCUGCAAGCGACAUUGAUCUUCCGGACUUCCCGCUCUCCCAGGAGGAUUGGAACGGCAUGCUGGACGAGUGGGAUCUCGGCCUCGGUGCCGAAAAUGCUAGAGAGAUGUCUGCCUAUUUUGAGCAGUAUUUGUCGGGCAGCAACGCUGGGGGCGGCAGGUCCGAAUAUAUUCUACCUGGGCAUAUGCCGGGGAGCAUGCCGUAG
This is a messenger RNA of Cladophialophora yegresii CBS 114405, 1989 nucleotides long. RefSeq lists its product as uncharacterized. NCBI's taxonomy places the organism in Eukaryota, Fungi, Ascomycota, Eurotiomycetes, Chaetothyriales, Herpotrichiellaceae. Gene Ontology annotation, biological process: DNA-templated transcription. The record is from RefSeq and is a predicted model, not a curated record. The transcript has 3 exons. Gene Ontology annotation, molecular function: DNA binding; zinc ion binding. The coding region runs from base 1 to 1989 and encodes 662 amino acids.